Telopea speciosissima is the source of this 1716-nucleotide messenger RNA. RefSeq names its product pentatricopeptide repeat-containing protein At5g48730, chloroplastic. The record is from RefSeq and is a predicted model, not a curated record. NCBI's taxonomy places the organism in Eukaryota, Viridiplantae, Streptophyta, Magnoliopsida, Proteales, Proteaceae. The transcript is spliced from 3 exons. The coding region runs from base 82 to 1668 and encodes 528 amino acids. Gene Ontology annotation, molecular function: protein binding.
ACUGAACUCUGGUUGUGGAGGAUAAGGAGUUUCAAACUCAAAAAGCAGAAUUGCGUUUCAUUUCGCGGUUCUCAAUCUCUCAUGGCAUCUCUUACGAGCUCGCAAUGCUUCAGUGGAACUUCAAUCUCAUCAGCCCAACGUCCUCCACUUCCAGAAUUGAAACCCAAAAACUUGCCCAUACCGAAACCAAGGCCACAAAUCCCAACCGUUUCUUCACCUGCUACUACCCAAGUUGCGAACGCAGAGACAACAGAUAUAGCGACGUAUCCGGAAAACAAACGGAUUGGAAGAAGCAGCAGCGGAAAGGAAAAAGAGAGGGAAGCUCGGGAGAGGAAAGAACUAGUGAACCGAAAGAUUGCUUCUCAGAAGGCUAUAUCGGUGAUACUGCGCAGAGAGGCCACAAAAGCUGUCAUUGAGAAGAAGGGAGGUCCUACCAAUUCGAAGAAGCUCUUACCCAGGACUGUUCUCGAAGCCCUUCACGAGAGGAUCACCGCUUUGCGCUGGGAAUCCGCUCUUAAGGUAUUUGAACUACUACGUGAGCAGCUCUGGUAUAGGCCCAACACUGGCAUAUACAUUAAGCUUAUUGUCAUGCUUGGGAAAUGCAAACAGCCUGAGAGGGCCCAGUCUUUAUUCCAAGAUAUGGUUGAUGAAGGCUGCAUAGUGAACCAUGAGUCCUACACUGCCCUUCUUUCUGCGUAUAGUAGGAGUGGCCUCUUCGACCAAGCAUUUUCCAUCCUCAACCAGAUGAAGAAAACACCAGGUUGCCAGCCUGACAUCUACACUUACUCCAUCCUUAUAAAAUCCUGCUUCCAUUUCUUUGCCUUCGACCAAGUACAGACUCUGCUCUCAGACAUGGCAGCCCAGGGAAUCAAGCCCAAUACCAUCACAUACAAUACCCUCAUUGAUGCCUAUGGGAAAGCUGGCAGAUUUGAGGAGAUGGAAUCAACAUUAAUGCAAAUGCUUGGUGAGAAGGACUGUGAGCCUGAUGUCUGGACCAUGAACUCCACACUCAGAGCCUUUGGGAGCAGUGGCCAGCUUGAAACAAUGGAGAGGUGUUACGAAAAGUUUCAGUGCUCUGGGAUCCGUCCCAGCAUCAAGACCUUCAACAUUCUCCUAGAUUCAUAUGGGAAGGCCGGUGAGUAUGACAAGAUGAGCUCUGUGAUGGAAUACAUGCAUAAGUACUACUUCUCAUGGACAAUUGUGACAUACAAUGUGGUAAUUGAUGCAUUCGGUAGGGCUGGUGACCUGAAGCAGAUGGAAUACUUGUUCAGACUGAUGAGGUCUGAGAGGAUCAAACCCAAUUGUGUUACACUAUGUUCCCUUGUCAGGGCUUAUGGGCGAGCAGGGGCUGUGGACAAGAUUGGAGGUGUCUUAAGGUUCAUUGAGAACUCAGAUGUGAUGUUGGAUACUGUGUUUUUCAACUGCCUGAUUGAUGCAUAUGGAAGGAUGGAAUGCCUGGCUGAGAUGAAAGAUGUUCUGGUAAUAAUGGAGAAGAGAGGAUAUAAGCCUGACAAAAUCACAUACAGCACCAUGAUCAAGGCUUAUUUAAGUAGUGGCAUCACCAGCCGUGCCAAGGAGCUUCAGGAUGUAAUGAACAAGAGGGUGGAAACUGGAUCACACUUGGAUGAGCAAAAAAAAAAAGACUUUGACCAGCACUCCCGUGCUUAAUUCUUUACUCUUUCUUGUUUUGUUUCUUUUUUCAAUUGUAAAUUCUAA